Messenger RNA from Mercenaria mercenaria, 2537 nucleotides. Its product is annotated as glucose dehydrogenase [FAD, quinone]-like. Lineage: Eukaryota; Metazoa; Mollusca; Bivalvia; Venerida; Veneridae. Gene Ontology annotation, molecular function: oxidoreductase activity, acting on CH-OH group of donors; flavin adenine dinucleotide binding. Bases 348 to 2144 code for a protein of 598 amino acids. The transcript is spliced from 2 exons. The record is from RefSeq and is a predicted model, not a curated record.
AGAAUUUAAUGUAUCGAAAAGAGAAAUUGAUCAACUGACUUAAGUAUUGGUUAAGUCUGCAAAAUUUAUAUCAUAUUGUGUCUUAGAUAACAAAAAAUAAUUCCUACGUUAGUUUGAUAUCAUACGCACAUACAUGCGCAGACGACAAAUCUGCCUCAUCAAAAUAUGAACGAGUUGUCAUUACAUGACUUCGCAUAUUUACAAACAAUUUAACGCUAAAUAUGGAAGGGUCAAUGCAUUCCUAAGUCACUUAGUUAAAAAUAGCGGUACAACCUUGAGAUUAUGCUUCGUUGGCCAUUAAAUGACCUUACAACAAUUAAAUUGAUAAACAAGUCAGUAAGGAGACAAUGGAAUCACUACAGUCCCUGUCUAUCUUGGUAGCUUUUCUGGGUAUUGUAUAUUACCUUGGAUUUCGUUCACCAUCGUUGCCAUCUGUAGUCACAAAAGGAAAACUACAGGACAGUUAUGACUAUAUUGUUGUAGGUGCAGGCUCGGCGGGGUCUGUCGUUGCAUCCCGGUUAUCUGAAGACUCGGAAGUCACAGUUCUCUUGCUUGAGGCAGGAGGAGAUUACACAGAAAACGAGAAAUACCACAUCCCCCUUCAUUUUUAUGACCUUCAGAAAACUUCAGCUGAUUGGGAGUACUAUACUGUUCCUCAGAAAGAAUCCCAUCUCGCGAUGUUUGAACAGCGCUCGUAUUGGCCACGUGGGAAGGUUCUAGGAGGAUCGAGCAUUUUUAAUUCGAUGCAGUAUACAAGGGGAAGUCGUCAUGACUACGACGAAUGGGCAGCUUUAGGAUGUGAUGGGUGGAGUUAUAGAGAUGUAUUACCUUACUUUCUGAAGUCCGAGGAUAUGAAAAUUGAAAACUUGAAAAGUUCCAAGUAUCACAAUACAGGAGGAUAUUUAGGAAUCAGUACUGGCGGGGUAACUCCAAUCGCUGAUAUUUAUUUAAAGGCUGGUGUUGAGAUGGGGUAUAAUAUUACAGAUUACAACGGGGAAAUACAAGAGGGAUGGAGCCCUAUGCAGUUAACGGUCCGUGAUGGAGUUCGUAGUAGUACAUCAUUAGAAUUUCUUGGCAGAGCUUUGGGUCGGACAAACCUACAUGUAGCAGUAAACGCUUUUGUUACCAAAAUAUCCAUUGAGAAAAAGCAAGCUAAAGGUGUUUAUAUGAUAAAAGAUGGACGUAAGCAUUACAUUGAAGCAAAUAAAGAGGUUAUAGUAUCUGGUGGUGCAGUUAAUUCUCCACAGUUACUCAUGCUGUCAGGAAUUGGUCCAAGAAAACAUCUCGAGGAUUUGAAAAUAAAGAUUGAAGCAGAUUUACCGGUUGGUGAAAACCUCCAAGAUCAUCUCCUACUUCAUAUGAUGACAGAUAUCAAAGACGAUAUAGCUAUCACAAAGGAGAAAAUAAAUAGCCUAAUGACCCAGCUACAGUAUAAAUUGUUUGGAAAGGGAAUUCUCUCUAUCGCAGGUAUUGAUGCAACAUCAUUCUUUUGUACAUAUGAAACUAAACAAAAAGAUUGUGCGACCGAUAUGCAGUUUAUGAUGUAUAGUUUGACUAUACCGGACAACAACAUAUGCCUGAAGGAACAAGUCGCUAAAGAAUAUCUUAGCACCCCUGACUCGGUUGGAUUUGUAUCUACCUUAAGUUUACUUGAUCCAAAGAGUGUUGGAUCACUAAAACUGAAAUCAGCUGAUCCAUUUGAUUACCCAUUAAUUGAUCCGAAAUAUCUCAGUGAUGAACGAGAUGUCGAAGCUUAUAUCCGAGGCAUUCGUCUCUGGGAGCAAUAUAUGUCUACGCCAUCUAUGAAACAAAUCGGUGCGAGCAUCGACAGAAUGAAAUUAUCCUUUUGCUCAGAACAUAAAUUUCAGUCCGAUGAAUAUUGGAAAUGCAUCGUGCGUCACCUAGCCUACACGGUUUAUCAUCCUGCCGGCACAUGUAAAAUGGGCAGCAAGGAUGACAAAUUGGCAGUUGUAGACCCGCAGUUACGUGUAAGGGGAAUAAAAGGAUUGCGUGUUGCUGAUGCGUCGGUCAUGCCAAAUGUGAUAUCCGGAAAUACAAAUGCACCAGUAAUAAUGAUAGCAGAAAAAGCUGCAGACAUGAUUCGAGGAAAAUAUACUGUUGAACACCUGAAGCGAAAUGUAUAGCGGAUCAAUAGAUCUACUAUUGUAUUGACAAGUUAAGAUUCACCUUGGUAAUUAAUUACUAAUUAUAAAGUCCGUAAGCAAGGAAACGUGUCAUAUAAUCAAAACUAUAAAUACUUUUCAUCAAGAAAUACCUUUUAUAUAAAUAAGUUACGCUUCGUUAAACACAAUUACAUGAAUUUACUCCUUUUCGCUUCUUUCGUUGUCUGUAUUCUUAUCUUACAUUUUGAUAUAAAAAAAAUGCUUUAAAUGCAUAUGAAACGCAGCGAAGUAAAAGAAAACACGUUGCUAUUGGGGAAACGAAGAACGAUAAGAACUAUUUAUAUUUGGACUUGUGGCUAUAUUCAUUUUAUUAAAAUUCUUGUUCUAACUAAAUGUUUUAUCAUCUCCUUUAUA